CAGCUUGCCUCAGGUUUCCUCAGGCCUUCGAUCUGACAUCGACGUUUAACUUUUUGAAAAACAGGGGCCUCGUUCCUUAUUUGGGGGGUUCCUGAGGUCAACGCCCCGACUGUAGGCAGCGUCCUCACACGGAUCCGUCAGAGGAGCUCGAGGAGCCCCACCCCUUCCGUCGCAGGAGCUCGAGGUCGCGUGGGAGCGGCUGAGAGCCGAGCAGGAGGACCACGCGCACCUGCAGGAGGCCCUCCUCGCCGAGCAGUCGCGGCUGACCGAGGAGGCCCUGAAGCUCUCCCUGGACGCGGACGGCACCUCCGAGGCCUACGCGAGACUGCGGGAGGAGCGUGCGCGGUUCGAGGCCACCAAUCGAAGAGCUGGGUGGCCGACACCGUCGACUUCAACGUCAGCGGCGUCCAGCGCGUGUCCGUCCUGCAGUCCACGCUGGCGCAGUGCGAGGACUCGAUGUUCAGCGCCUGGCUCAGCGGUCGCUGGCCCGUGAAGCGGGACCCCGACGGCAGCGUCUUCGUCGACUUCGCGCCCCGGUUGUUCCUCCCCCUCGUGCAGUACAUGCAGUGCAGGAGCAUCGAGGAUCCAGAUCAUCCGACUCCACCGCCGGCGUUCGAGUCUCUGGCGGAGGAGGCCGCGUUCCAGCGCAUGCUGCGCUACUACGGCCUGUUCGACUGGGUGUACGUGCCGGAGCCGGUGGAGCACUCGCUGACCCUCGGGGGCCGCUCGUACGCCGUGCUGCCGCCGUGCUCCCCCGACGACGAGUCCGCCGGGCGGGACAUGCAGGACCAGAUCCUGGCCCUGCCCACCGGCUGGGAGGUGCUCUCCGACCGCUCCGACGGCUUCCAGGCCGACCUGCCGCGGCUCGCGGCGCGGUGCUGGGGCGCGCACGCGCUCUGCGUGCAGAACGGCCGCGGCGGCUUCGACAGCUACCGCACGGCCGUGCGCAUGGCCACCGCUGGGGCGCCCGGCUCGGUCUUUCAGGCCGACAUCGACUGGCUGGAGAGCACGGAGGGGGGGCGCAGCUUCCGCUUCAGGGGCCUCAGCGGGCGCCUGGUGAUCCGCUCCUCGCGGCAGCUUCCGGGGGUGCGACCAGGGCGGGGAACCCGACUAGCGGCCGCCGCGCGCCCCCCCCCCUCCCCCCCCCCGCGGCGGCCGUUCGCGGCCGUGCGCCUGGCGCGCCUCCCCGCAGAAACACCGCGCCG
Messenger RNA from Prorocentrum cordatum, 1205 nucleotides. Lineage: Eukaryota; Dinophyceae; Prorocentrales; Prorocentraceae. The record is from the annotation of a GenBank genome assembly.